This is a messenger RNA of Osmerus eperlanus (European smelt), 2396 nucleotides long. RefSeq names its product ribosomal protein S6 kinase b, polypeptide 1b (gene rps6kb1b). Gene Ontology annotation, biological process: signal transduction; peptidyl-serine phosphorylation. The record is from RefSeq and is a predicted model, not a curated record. The coding region runs from base 223 to 1734 and encodes 503 amino acids. NCBI's taxonomy places the organism in Eukaryota, Metazoa, Chordata, Actinopteri, Osmeriformes, Osmeridae. The transcript has 15 exons. Gene Ontology annotation, molecular function: protein serine/threonine kinase activity; ATP binding.
CCAGAUAAGUUCACAUCUGAAGGAAAGUCUGCACGAAAUGCUCGAAAUCGGCGCCUUUCCUGCAUCACACCAGCGGGUCAGUACUAUGCCUGCCUUGUUGGUGAAGUUGUGCGCAUGCCCCUUGUAGUAGCCGGUUAUGGCGGCGAUGUGUGUUUGUCCAUGAGGUGGGGAGCGCGAGAUAUUCUCACGGACUGAGCGAGCAACGACUCACUAAACGCAGGCAUGGCUGGCGUGUUCGACAUCGAUUUGGAUCAGCCGGAAGAAAAUGUCUCCGACGAUGAGCUCGAAGAGGCGCAAAUCAACGACUUCAUGGAGCAGUGCACUGGCUUUGAGUUUAAUAUGGACGAUUGUGAAAAGAUCGAGAUUUCAGAAGACAACGUCAAUCAAGGAACAGAGAACAUUAGGCCGGAGUGUUUUGAGCUUCUGCGUGUGUUGGGGAAGGGAGGCUAUGGGAAGGUAUUUCAAGUUCGAAAAGUUGUUGGAGCAGCAUCGGGCAAAAUAUUUGCAAUGAAAGUUUUGAAGAAGGCCAUGAUCGUGCGCAACGCUAAAGACACGGCUCACACCAAGGCAGAGAGGAACAUCCUGGAGGAGGUGAAGCACCCCUUCAUCGUGGACCUCAUCUACGCCUUCCAGACAGGGGGCAAGCUCUACCUCAUCCUGGAGUACCUCAGCGGUGGGGAACUGUUUAUGCAGUUGGAAAGAGAGGGUAUUUUCAUGGAAGACACCGCCUGUUUCUACCUGGCGGAGAUCUCCAUGGCGCUGGGCCAUCUGCAUCAGAAAGGAAUCAUCUACAGAGACCUGAAACCAGAGAACAUCAUGCUCAACAACCAUGGUCACGUCAAACUGACCGACUUCGGUCUGUGCAAGGAGUCCAUCCAUGACGGCACAGUCACACACACCUUCUGCGGCACCAUCGAAUACAUGGCUCCAGAGAUCCUCAUGAGGAGCGGCCACAACCGAGCGGUGGACUGGUGGAGCCUAGGCGCGCUCAUGUACGACAUGCUGACGGGAGCCCCCCCCUUCACUGGCGAGAACAGGAAGAAGACUAUCGAUAAGAUCUUGAAGUGCAAGUUGAACCUCCCACCCUACCUCACACAAGAAGCCAGAGAUCUCCUCAAAAGGUUGCUGAAGAGAAACGCCUCGUCGCGACUGGGGGCGGGGGUAGAAGAUGCCACGGAGGUGCAGGCCCAUCCCUUCUUCAGACACAUCAACUGGGAGGAGCUUCUUGCCAGGAAGGUGGAGCCUCCUUUCAAGCCUUUCCUUCAAUCUGCCGAAGAUGUGAGUCAGUUCGACUCCAAGUUCACGAGCCAGACGCCGGUCGACAGCCCUGACGACUCCACGCUCAGCGAGAGCGCCAACCAGGCCUUCCUGGGCUUCACGUACGUGGCUCCGUCGGUGCUGGAGCACGUCAAGGGGAGGUUCUCGUUGGAACCAAAAAUCCGCUCUCCCCGGCGGUUCCUGGGGAGCCCAAGAACUCCUGUCAGCCCCAUCAAGUUCUCAUCAGGGGACGGCUGGCCCCGGGGCCCCCUGCAUCCAGGCACAGCGGCCCUCCAGUCCCCACAGGAACAGGCCAUGGAGGUGUCCACGCCGGAGCAGAUGGACGUCGUGGCAACCGCCGAGGCCUCGGCCCCCCUGCCUAUACGUCAGCCCGCCGGCGCCAACCAGGCCCAGUUCAAACAGCAGACCUUCCCAGUCAUGGCCAAGAGGCCCGAGCAUCUACGCAUGAACCUAUGACCGGUCGUCUUAGGAGAUAGUUUGCUUUUGUUGUUUUUCUUUUCUUGAUAUUCUUCCUGUUUUUUUUUUGUUUGUUUUUUCAAGAAAAAUGAUAAAGGACCCUAGAGAUUACGAAACUCUAACACACACACACACACGCUACCUGCGGUCAGGUUGAGGUUGUGUCCUCCGAGGCCUGAGCCCCAGCACCGCUCCGCAGACCACGGCACGGCUCACUUGACCUUUGAACCCUCACCCUGACCCCUAGUAGGACCCGGGUUCCGGGAUCUGGCAUCACUCUGGACCUUCGACCGUUUUGUAUGAACACCCUGUCAUACCACUCUACCAGGAAAUGAAUGAUGAAUAUGAAUCAUCAAAUGACUUAUCACAGUUAUCCACACUAAAUGGCAGUCUGUCUGUAAGACAUCCAAAGUGCUUCAAGUUAGACAAUGAUGACAACUAUGGCUUCCGCCAAAAUCUUGGGAGAUUUUACAGUAUUUCUCAUCAACUGCUUCCUUGCUACGUAUGAAUGAAAUCAUAUGAAUUAUUGAUAAUUGAUCAAAUAGAUGAUUUGGAUGGGAUCGGAAGUUAGCUUUAUGUCUUAAGUAUUUUACAAAAGGGAUGCAUCUACUGUGCUAUGUAUCAAUGAUGGAUCAAUACAAGCCUCAAUAAAAUAAAAUAAA